Messenger RNA from Amoebophrya sp. A25, 199 nucleotides. NCBI's taxonomy places the organism in Eukaryota, Dinophyceae, Syndiniales, Amoebophryaceae. The record is from the annotation of a GenBank genome assembly.
AUGCGGUCUGGACUUUUGGGGCUAUUAGAAAUGGCUACAGGUCUGAGACGACCUGCGUACCAAUCCGCUUUACAGCGUUAUGAACAAAGUGCUGGUACUACGCAAGCUUUUUUGCAGCAGAAGCGGUGUAGUGACAAGAACGAGGCAGGAGAGAGUAGGGAUGUUGACUCGGUAAAAACACGAGUUCACAAUCUUAGGC